AUAUGUAACAACAAUGUAACAACAUAGCUAUAAAUAAAAGGCCAUUAAGUAGAGUACGAGUUCAUGCAUGAUAACAAUUUUACCACAAGAAUUGACGACGCGGACAUUUGUGGCGGUCCUGAUUUACAUGACACACUUAUAUUCAAAGCUCGCGACUUGAAUGACUGCAGAGUUCUUUCAGUAGCAUAUACUCAAGGCUACGAAAUCGACAAUGGACAGCUACUUCCUGUACAUCGCGUCCCGGUUGGAAAAAUUGCGACGAGACAAAGACGCCAACAACCGCUCCGGAAGUUGGUUUGGCGAGCUUAAACAGUUGCAGUUCUGGCGCGCUGCAGCGGCCGAGUGUUUAGCGACUCUUCUGUUCGUGUUCAUCGGCACGAUGUCAGCGGUGGACAUAACGCAGCCUGUUGACGUCACGAGCAAGUUCAUUCGGGUCGGGUUGACAUUCGGCCUGAUGAUAACCGUGUGCAUCCAAAUCAUCGGUCACGUGUCCGGUGGUCACAUGAACCCAGCCGUCUCCAUAGCAAUGGCGGUUGCCAUGGAGAUCAGUCCGCUUCGUGCCGUCACGUACACAGCUGCCCAGUGCCUCGGUGGAAUGCUGGGAUCCCUACUGUUGAAGGGGGUGACACCCAGUUAUCUCCAUGGUAACCUGGGUGUGACGAGCGUUCACAUGGGGCUCAGUGGCGGCCAGGGUUUUGCCUGCGAGUUCGUGUUAACCUUCCUCCUGGUCACCUCCGUAUUUGCCUGCACGGACACGAACAGGACCCUGUGUGGCAGCCCUUCCCUUGGUAUUGGCAUCACUGUCGGCGUCUUGCAUCUCGCCGGGAUCCCGUUCACAGGUGCCAGUAUGAAUCCUGCCCGCUCCCUCGCCUCCGCAGUCGUCUCGCGGGACUUCACGGAUCUCUGGGUGUACUGGGUGGGGCCCGUGCUGGGAGGAUGUGUCGCCGCCGGCGUCUACAAGUACAUCUUCCUACCGUACAAGGACUUGGCCACCUUCCCAGAGGCGGAAAUAGAACUGGCAAGCUCUGCGGACGUGAUUGUGAUCCCCAGAUCCCACUUCAACGGUGACGUAACGGGGAUCAAUGGACGCCUGGAGCUAUCCAUAGACUGAACGCGCCGUGAUCAUGAUUUGCCAGAGCGCUCUCAUUGCAUGUGACUGAUCCGAGUCCUACAGGCGCACGUGUAUGUCAAUCAGAUACACUUUGAAUAUUCAUCAACUUACAUUGUGCCUUAGUCAUUAUCGAUCGUUAUAUGUGUUAUUAAACUGCGAAGUCCUGUAUAUAUACGCAUUAUGUCGUAUUUACUUAUUAAAACAUGUGUUGAUAAGUUUUGCAUAAAUCCGAAAUGCGUAAAGUCCAUAAAGUUAAAUUAAAUAUCAAUGAAAACAAACGCAUUCUAUUAGAGAUAAAUUUUACAAAAUGACAACUUAAAUGAGGCUUACAUUACUCUAAAAAAUAACCACUAAAAUGAGACUUACAUUGCUCUACAAGAUGACCACUAAAAUGAGACUUUCAUUACUCUACAAAAUGACCAGUUAAUUAGACUUACAUUGCUCUACAAAAUGACCACUAAAAUGAGACUUACAUUACUCUACAAAAAUGACCACUAAAAUGAGACUUACAUUACUUUACAAAAUGAGCACUAAAAUGAGGCUUACAUUACUUUACAAAAAUGACCACUAAAAUCUUCCUGUGGCGCAAUGUUGGCACUAUUUUCAAAUAUUCAAAUUAAUUUUGUGCACAUCGUAUAAUAUUACUCGAUCGUCUUAAAUCGUUUAUUAAUUUCCCAAUGUGAUGUGUUUUUUGUCAUGUUGGGUGUACAGUUAUUUUUUACUAUUUUGUUUGUGGUAUUAUCAAUUCCAUUUAUGUUGGUAUUUUCCAAUAAAAAAAUAAUAAAGCUUUGAUAAAAAAAAAGAUUAUGUUUAAUGUUCUUAAUACCUUUAGAGUGUUUUACCGGAAGGAGUAUAGGUUUGCCCUCUGUCUGUCCGUCCAAAAAGGGGGACUUUGCAAGUUCUCUUAAAGUUGUUACUUUUAUGAAACUUUGCAUACUUGGUAACAUGUUAUGAAUGGCUAUCCGAUUUAUACACAUAUUUAUUUAUCACCAGAGGUUAAACGGUCUGGUCGCUCUUUCUGCGAAUAGAAUUUUUUUAUUACAUUCAAUGUUUGAAAUAUGUACGCCAUUUGUCUGUCUCGCCCUCUGAUCGUUCAUCGGCCCAUUCCCAAAAUCUGGAUACUCAAAAGGAACAUGUUGUUAUUGUUAAUACUUUAUAUACCCAUAACGUGUGAUGUAAGGAUUAUGCAAUACCUUUUAUUUCUCCAGGGAACUUGUUAAAACUAGAAACACACACAACAUUGCAGAAAAAAAAGACAAUAAGAUAUGAUAUUGAAACAUGGUAUACACAUAAAACAUAAAAAGCAUAGUUGAGCAUCAUAAUUUGCAGACAUCUGGAAAAAAAUAAAAUAAUCUUUAAUUUAUUGCUGCUUUGCCAACAAGGAAUGGUAUUUGUUUAUGAAAUGAUACAAAUGCAUUUUUUUUACUGGACACUACAAUCGUAAAGCACAAUCUAGUUGUAGGAGUUAAAAGGAGCAGCCUGGGACCCUAGUUAACUCUUUCAGUGCUGGAACCGACUUUUGAAGGCCUUUGCAAACAGUUUGGAUCCAGAUGAGACGCCACAAAACGUGGCGUCUCAUCAGGAUCCAAACUGUUUGCUAUUCUGAUAGUAUUCUUUGAAAAAAAUCGAAGAAAAUGCUAAUUUUAGAAAUUCAGCAAACGACAUUUUAGCAGACGACAAAUUUCCCAGCAUGCAAAUGGGUAAUAUUGCAAUACUGACAAAGCCUCGUUUCAAACGGAAAAGUGCUUCUAUAUUUUAGUUCUUUCAUUUUCUUUGAAAUACUUAAGCGUUUUUCAAAUUUCAACAGCUUUUUAAAAUUUAUAUUGAUAUUUAAUAUGAUUUUGAUCAAAGUUAAUAAAAAAAUAUUCUUUAGUUUUAUCUAAAACCCUGAAAGUGUUUGCACCUUGACAACAUCCUGACUUACCAUUGCUAUCAGAUUUAGAAGAUGAGUUCCACUUUGUAUGUAAAUGUACUCAAUAUAUCACUAUCAGAAAGAAAUAUAUAAAACCAUUUUACUACAAUAAACCAUCUGUGUAUAAAUUCCACCAAUUAAUAAAUGGUAAUAACACAAAUGAGCUAUCAAUGUUAGCAAAAUAUGUUAAAUACUAGUAUGCGUUAAACGCAAGAAAUACAUUUUUGAACACUACUUUGUAGUAUACAUUGGGUUUUCCCCCUAAACACUGUAAUACUGUACUAAUACUUGUUAUAUCUGAUCUUGUUAGGCAUUUAAUUAAAUGUUAUAACUUGUCAUUAAGUAAUAUAUAAAUAUAUUUGUAGUUUUUUAUGUAUUGUAAACCUAUAUCUAAACAUAACAAAUUUUAAACAAAAUGUUAAAAACGUGACAUCAUGUAUGUAUUUGUUAUUGAUGUAUUCAGACGAUGCACUCUGUACAAGUCUCAAUAAAGUGUCUUGUCUUGC
Messenger RNA from Dreissena polymorpha, 3529 nucleotides. Its product is annotated as aquaporin AQPAn.G-like. Bases 212 to 1111 code for a protein of 299 amino acids. NCBI's taxonomy places the organism in Eukaryota, Metazoa, Mollusca, Bivalvia, Myida, Dreissenidae. The record is from RefSeq and is a predicted model, not a curated record. Gene Ontology annotation, molecular function: water channel activity. The transcript is spliced from 7 exons. Gene Ontology annotation, biological process: transmembrane transport. Gene Ontology annotation, cellular component: plasma membrane.